AUGCCCUCACCAUCGUUGCUAUCAUUCCUCAGUGUGGACAAGAUGCUUUCAGUACGAUCCGCCGUGUUCGCUCUGUUGCUCCUCUGGACCUCAAACGAAGAUGGCUCAGACGACACUCCCGCAAUCCUCGAAGCCUUUGAAGAAUGCGGCACCGAUGGACGCAUCAUCUUCCAGAAUAAGACCUACCAUAUUGACCAGAUUAUGACGACCACAGGGCUGUCCAACGCGGAAAUUGACAUUUACGGGACACUUCUGUGGAGCGAUAACACCUCUUACUGGCUUUCACACAACCAGUGGACGGGCUUCCAGAACGGGAGCGCGGCAUGGUUCCUCGGCGGCACGAACGUGACGGUCAAUGGAUAUGGAUACGGCACGCUGGAUGGCAAUGGGCAAGCCUGGUACGAUCUAGUCAACGGCGAAUCCAACUAUCCCAAGCGGCCGCAUGCUCUCGCAGUGUGGGAAGCUUCGAACAUGACCUUCAAAGACCUACGCAUGGUGCAAAGCCAGAUGUGGACGAUGGCCAUAAUGUGGUCCAGCAACGUGCUUUUCGACGGCGUCUACAUCAACAGCACCUCGGGCAGCAGCGCGCCGGCCCGCAACACCGACGGCGCGGAUACAAUCAACUCGGAUGGCAUCACGUUCCGCAACAUGUACAUCCGCAAUGGCGACGACGCCAUUGCCCUGAAGGCCAACUCGACGAACAUCUUGAUUGAAGACUCGACCUUCGACAAUUCGCUAGGCAUUGCCUUUGGCAGCCUAGGCCAGUACGACGGCGUGUGGGAGCGUGUUGAGAACGUCACUGCCCGGAGAAACACCUUCUUGGGAACGCGGUAUGGAUCUUACGUGAAAACGUGGACAGGGGACCAAGUGGACUACCCUCCCAAUGGAGGCGGAGGGGGGAUCGGAUACCUCAAGAAUGCAACACUGGAGGAUUUCACAUUUUCCGAGCUAGAACGCUACCCAUUCUACAUCACGCAGUGCACAACCUUCAGCGGUACCACCGGGGAUUGUGACAGCAGCCUGUUUGAGAUUUCGAACAUGACGCUGAGGGACUGGACUGGAGACGCCAACACUAGCUACAAAGCCUGGCUGGAUUGCAGUGAGGCUUCGGGCGGUUGCACGGACAUUACAAUGUCCGGUGUCGAUCUCAUAAACACGGAGACUGGGGAGGACGUGACAAAGGUCCGGUGUGACCACGUGUCUGGUACCAACGGCUUUGAUUGCGAUUGA
This is a messenger RNA of Lasiodiplodia theobromae, 1230 nucleotides long. RefSeq names its product Glycoside hydrolase family 28. The record is from RefSeq and is a predicted model, not a curated record. The transcript has 6 exons. Gene Ontology annotation, molecular function: polygalacturonase activity. Gene Ontology annotation, biological process: carbohydrate metabolic process. NCBI's taxonomy places the organism in Eukaryota, Fungi, Ascomycota, Dothideomycetes, Botryosphaeriales, Botryosphaeriaceae. The coding region runs from base 1 to 1230 and encodes 409 amino acids.